Messenger RNA from Adineta steineri, 315 nucleotides. The record is from the annotation of a GenBank genome assembly. Lineage: Eukaryota; Metazoa; Rotifera; Eurotatoria; Adinetida; Adinetidae.
AUGGAUGAUUUAUAUUGUUGUAUACGUAUUAUGAAAAUUUCAACAGAAAAAUUACAAUCAACACGUUAUUCAGAAUCAUUACAUCGUACAUCAUUAAUUCGUUCGACUUUUUUACAAUCACGCAAACAUUUUUCUGAUUUACUUUAUUCAUUUAUUAAAAUUUCAUCAACAACAAAUACAUUUCUACCGGUUAUAAUACAAAAUGAACAUUUUUUACCCUAUGAACAAACAAUUGAUACAUUAAAUAAAUCAUCAAAAAAACGUAAAUCAUGUCAUAUUGAUACUGUUAAACGAUUACGAAUAACAUCAACAUAA